Anarrhichthys ocellatus (wolf-eel) is the source of this 5288-nucleotide messenger RNA. Its product is annotated as leucine-rich repeat transmembrane neuronal protein 4. NCBI's taxonomy places the organism in Eukaryota, Metazoa, Chordata, Actinopteri, Perciformes, Anarhichadidae. Gene Ontology annotation, molecular function: protein binding. The record is from RefSeq and is a predicted model, not a curated record. Bases 671 to 2461 code for a protein of 596 amino acids. The transcript is spliced from 3 exons.
GCUCUGCUCACGAGGACAAUGGAGUCUACUUUGGUGUGGGCCGCGGAGAGUCAUUCAGUGACCAGGAGAGGGCAUCUCAAGUCCUGAAACGAGCAUCACUGAGCUCAUUUUAGUCCUACGCCAACAUCAUUCCUGUUGCUACACAACUGAUGCAUUCUUGAUGCCACGGUCAACGGGUCUAAUCUACAGAAGACUGCGCCUUCUCCCUCCGCUGUCCACAUCUGAAUCUGGAUACAUCCAAUUUAUCGGGUUUGGACCUCAGUUUAUUCCUGUCAAAUUUCUUCACUUGGUCGGUUUCCGGUGUCUUUUCUGCCACUUAAACCUAAAUUUCACAAUUGGCGACUCGGUGUUUAAAAUGUAUUUUCCAGCUACGCGCUCAACAGUUUCAUUCUCGUGAGCUUGAGUGCGUCCUUCCAAGGGCUUUGUAAGGUGGCGGGCUGAAAUAUGCAUUAUCCUGCUGAUGUUGUGCGGUAACGUAGGAAACUAUAGACAGAGGUUGAUGAGCAUCUCUUGGAGCUACUCACAUCUCCGACAGGUGUGCGGCUGUGCGCAAAGCAGAUCUGGCUGUCGCGCAAAGUGCGUACAUUUUCCGAGCAUUCAGGCAUCCUGGGUGCGUGUCCAACUACUUGGACAAAACGCCGAGUGCUUCUAACAUGUGGACCUGGGACGCAUGCAACAGAGAGUCCAAACCAUGAGGAGGAGCCGACACCGCGCAAAUAUGGGACUUCUCGUGCUUGUCAGAUGGCUUGUAUUCACAGUGGUGGUGCCCGGCUGGCUGCUUGCUGCUCCGAGCGGCAUCCGUGAGCGUCCCUGCCCCCAGAGCUGUAGAUGUGAUGGGAAAAUAAUAUACUGCGAAUCCAAUGCCUUCCUUGACGUUCCAAGCAAUGUGUCUGUAGGCACACAGGGCCUCUCCCUGCGUUACAACAGCCUGAUGAACCUCAGAGACCACCAGUUUGCUGGCCUGAGUCAACUUGUUUGGCUCUACCUCGACCACAAUUACAUCAGUGAUGUGGACGGGCAGGCUUUUCAUGGGAUACGAAGGCUCAAAGAACUGAUUCUCAGCUCGAAUAAGAUCACGAAAAUAAAAAACAACACUUUUCACGACGUUCCGAAUUUACGUAAUCUAGACCUUUCCUACAAUAAACUGCAGGUUCUCCAGCAUAAUCAGUUUGUGGGUCUACGGAAACUACUCAGUUUACAUUUGAGGUCAAACUCUUUAAAAACGGUCCCAAUGAGAGUUUUCCUUGACUGUCGUAACCUGGAGUUUCUUGAUAUUGGCUAUAACAGGCUACGGAGCCUCACACGUAACGCCUUUGCAGGACUUCUUAAACUCAUCGAGCUUCAUCUGGAGCACAACCAGUUCUCAAAGAUAAACUUUGCUCAUUUCCCUCGCCUGACUAACCUGCGGGCGCUCUAUUUGCAAUGGAACCGUAUCAAACUGCUAACCCAGGGCCUGCCGUGGAUGUGGACCUCCUUGCAAAAGCUGGACGUCUCUGGAAAUGAUCUCCAAGUGUUGGACCCAAGUACAUUUCAAUGCCUCCCUAAUCUUCAGACUCUCAACCUGGACUCCAACAAGCUCAGCAAUGUGUCUCAGCAGACAGUGGAGGCUUGGAUUUCCCUCACCACCAUCAGUCUGGCUGGUAAUCUGUGGUACUGUAACCCCAACAUAUGUCCCCUGGUGGCCUGGCUCAAGGCCUUUAAGGGUAACAAGGAGUCCGCAAUGAUCUGUGCUGGCCCCAAGGAGGCACAAGGUGAGAAAGUGACAGAUGUGGUGGAGACUUAUAACAUCUGUACAGUGACACCGGCCCCCAUCCCCUCAACGACAUUGCCCCUCACUUCUGCAUUUGAACCUGAGCUGCUGCCUUUCCCCACACAGUCUGUGGUGGAUAAGAAGCUGGUCUGGAACAGGACAGCCUCCCCUACUCCUUCCGAGGCCUCCCCCACCAUCCCUUUGCCAGACACUGAGUAUGUGUCCUUCCACAAGAUCAUAGCUGGUAGCAUGGCACUCCUCUUAUCUGUGGCUAUAAUUCUACUGGUAAUCUAUGUCUCAUGGAAGCGCUAUCCCAGCAGCAUCAAACAGCUUCAGCAGCGCUCGGCGGUUAAAAAGCGCCAGAAAAAGGCACGGGAGACUGAGCGUUCCCUUAAUUCACCACUGCAAGAGUACUAUGUGGACUACAAACCUUCACACUCAGAGACUAUGGAUGUGCUGGUUAAUGGGACAGGACCUUACACAUACACCAUCUCAGGCUCCAGGGAAUGCGAGAUACCGAGGCAGCUGAGUGCUCUGACGUUGUACAGGUAUGAGCAGUCGGUUCUGGAUUACUGCCAUGCCCACCUGUCGCUGCACCUCAACGUGGGCAUGGAGCCCCCAACUCAGGCGCUGGAAGGUCCGCGGCCAGCCAAGUACCGCCCGGGCAUAAUGGCUCCCCUCCCCUCCGAGCCUGCGCUGCCUUGCCCCUAGAACCACCCCCACCACCACUGAGCUGUGCACACUGUGAGGCUCUGUGUCCAAACUCCUGUAUGUCUACUGCACAGAAUCAGUGGACCACUCAGAUGAAACACAAAGCUGUGUGGGAGGGAACUGGGUCUGGUAAAGAAGCAAAGGAGACAAAUCUAUUGCAGAGCAUCCUAGACCCAGAGUAAUGAAAGUGGAAAUAUUUCUCGGUGGAAAUAAAGGAGUGCAGCAGUAUUGAUUAGUGAGCUUCUGACCUACCUGACUUUCAAUGACCUCAAUUAGCAAAGGAGGCUGAGCAGCAGCAUGACUUUCCACGUUCUGCUCUGCCUCUUGAGGAGUAUUAAGGCUAAUAAUUUAAUGAUUUGUUAAUCUUAUUAAACAUAUUUCCUCGACUGCUCCUCAUCUGCUCUCUGCUGCGUCAGGUAAAGUAAUCAAAUGCAAAAUGCUAUUAGCAGGGAAACAGCAUGAUAAGCAGUUGAGUAGCAGAACAAAUGAAAGAUCAGCCAAGCUUACAGGUUUUCGGCUGCUUUUUCUGAUCACACUGUCAAUCAGAGGUCUCUCUCUCUAACUCGCGUCCCCGUGGCGUUUUUCAUCUCAAAGAAAUGAGCAACCCAAAUGAAAUUACCCAAGACGAGAGGAACAAGUCAGAAAAUAACGGACAGUAAUUGUCAUAUAAAAUGUACAGCCUACACAUCUUGCCGGCAGUAAGCAUAAUUUACAUGGUGACUUUUGAUUUCCCUAAUGAUUUGGGAUGUUGAUCACGUUAUAAUUAAUUUAAUGAGAAAUAAACAGAUGAAAAAUAAACAACAGAUCUCGGUGCACUGGGAUGUUCGGAUAUUUCUUUUCACCGUGCAUUUAAAUCACUCUUGUAGUUAAUGGUUUUUUGUUUGUUUUUGUUUUUGAAAUGUGUCCUUCAACCAAUUAUCUGAUUGUGCACUCAUAUAUCUACAUGUGUGUGCUUUUUACAAGAUGUUACAUUAUAAUAUAUGGUAAAAUAACCUGUGGUAAAUGACCAGUAACAGUGUCAUUCAUCAAGAUCAGAGGUAUUAACCUGACCAACUGUCUGCUGUACUUAAACAGCUGCGUAGGUGGUUAAGACUGAAGAGCCCAGCGCUUAAGGCAAGACUGAUAAAUAAUCAUGCGUGCUGUUUUUUUUGCCUUAGCGAUCAAGACCCUGAUGGUAACUUUCACUUGCUUUUCUCUCCUCCUGUGACUGUGUGUGACCGUUAUCUGAAGUAUAUACUCCACUCUCUCUCUCUCUCUCUCAGUCCCUCACGGACUUUUAUGUUGCUUACGGGAAAGGACCACUUGUGUACAAAACAAUACCCAAUUAAGGUCCUGGGUAUUAAUAGACAGCAGCUCUGUGUUCUUCACACACAAGUAGUGUGCCAUGGAACUGGGGAAAGCUAAAUGUAAUAUAAUUGGAACGUGUGUCAGCUGGGAAUUGACCGUUAGUUAAACAACGCCCCUGAACAGAAAUUGUCCAGUCAUAGUUAAGCAACCAUGACAAGGUGCAGCAGGCCUGUCAAGCUAUCUCCACGUGUUGAAAUGUUGCACAUGGAGCUAUAAGAGGGUUCUGUCUUUUUAUCUAGCCUAUCCAGAACCAUAAACACAAGAGAAAAAGUUUAUAAAUUGGAUUAAACUGUUUGUUUGCUCUUGUGUAAGCUGCAAUCAUUGAUAAACCCAAUAGCUUAUGCCUAUACCAUUAUGUCCAAGGCCAAGGAGCAUUUCAUUGUAGUUUCACUGCAUUUUGUUGGGUUACAGGUUACGUUAAACAAAAGCGCCUUUCACAUGUCCCCACUGCAUGGCUAAUACAUCAGAGUGGGGCAAUUUUAGCAGCUCUGUCCUGCUCUUGUUGUGCUUUUGGAUUUUUGGACGUUUACAAUCUGUCGAAACUCACUACCAGAGACAGCAUUACACAAACGCACCUGUCUGUCCUGGUAAAACCCUUUUUUCUCUUGUAAUGUUAAAAGUGAAACAUCAUUUUCAAACAUACAAACAAUAAAGCAUAAACGUAACCUCUGCCUUACUUGUCCAUGUGUAAGCUAAGCAGAAAUAGAAACAAACAAAAUAAAAAUGUAUGAAACUGUCAUCAUACAUAGGAGCUACCUACACUAGUAUAGCUAAGACUACUAACUUGCGCCACACUGCAAUACAAGAACAAUACUGGUUCUUUAUUUCCAUGUUCUCUUAUAAACUGGUGAGGAUGCAGAUUAUCGGAGCAAAUGUUUCAUUUUGCAGCUUAAUUAGCUAUAGCUAGCUACAGGUGAUACAAUCUGCCAGCAUUAGUUGUCAGUUCAGCUGGAAAAAUCAACAGUAUGACUAUUAAUUUUGAUUGGUAAAUUUUCCCAGGUGGUUUCAUAACGCUGUGCGAGAACAGAAGGCUUGACAGGCAUAGCAACAGUACUAGGGGCUUAGCAAGCGGUCAAUUCUAUUUCGCUUAGUGGUUUAUUUUUUUUUUUGAGCAAAUAAAAUGCUUUUGAACGUGUGACAUAAAUUAAAUUGUCCUUUAAACAUUAUAUAUUUAUUAAAUAUUUGUUUUUAUUCUAUUUUUUUUAUAGAAAUGUUAUUUUCCUUGGGUUUUUCUGGGGCGGGAGGGGACAUAAUGUGUCCAGAGAUGUACAAUAUUCCAUCAUAUUUCAAGAUCAUUAUCAAACCUGUGUCCAUCUACAGUCAUGGAUAAGCUGUAAUCUGAAUAUUUCAAUGCUGAUUGUAUAAAACCAGUCAUCCAACAUCAUUGUCAUAAAUGAAUGACAUAUUGAUUGUGUACAAUUGCACACUUGUAUGUCAGAUUUUCAAUGAUCCCCUAAUAACAGACAUUUUGUAAAUGCUC